Culex quinquefasciatus (southern house mosquito) is the source of this 1257-nucleotide messenger RNA. RefSeq lists its product as uncharacterized. Lineage: Eukaryota; Metazoa; Arthropoda; Insecta; Diptera; Culicidae. The record is from RefSeq and is a predicted model, not a curated record. The transcript has 2 exons. Bases 140 to 1219 code for a protein of 359 amino acids.
UAGUAGAACUGUCAAAACAAGUAAUCAAAACAGACCAAAACAACAACAAACUUUUGUUUAGGUAGUUAAACAAAAGCUGUCAAACAAAUCAAAACAAAAACAAAAUUCGCUUCGGUUCCACCAAAUUAACGAAUCCGAAAUGCCCUGCUGCGUGUUCCGCUGUCCGGGUGGGCCCAAGUUGGUGCGCUUCCCGGCCGUCCCGGCCCUUCGCGAGCGCUGGCUCGAAGCGAUCCGUGCCGGCACGGGGACCCGAAUUCCAAGCGAUCUGCUCCAAGGCAAGACGCUCGAGCUGUGCGUGUCCCACUUUGCCAAGGAUCCGACCGAGUGCGGGGACGAGUACCAGGAACCGUCGCGGUUUGUCAAUCGUUCCGGCAAGCCGUUGAAGAUCGGCAGCUGCCGACUGUGUCAUAGAUUUGGUCCGCAGCGCGAAAUGAUCUCGCUGCAGGGCAAAGUGGCCGCAGACUUCCGCAUCGACGUCAUCCUGCAACAGCAAUCGAUCCUCAAAGUCGAACUCAAGGCUUCGGACUUCCUACAGCAAAUCUGCCAGGAGUGUCUGGUUCGGGUCGAACUGAUCAAGUCAAUUCAGCGGGAGUUCUACUACAAGAACGCCACCUUCAAAACCCUUCAGAAAAGCCUAACCUCGCUGGAGGUUGUCCAGAGCAGGGAGACUCGCCGAAAACCACCACAACCCAUAAUCGACUGUGACCUGCUGGACGAGGACUCGAUCGUGGGUUUCACGAUCGAUAAGACGAACCCGCUGCAGCAAACGUGGAACGUUCCAGAACUUCAACCAUCUCCAUCGAAUCUCAUCGUAAAGCCGAAGAAACAACCCCGCGAACCUCCGCCAAAUCAACGAACCUCCAAGUGCUACAUCUGCCGAUUGCAGUUCCACGGCCGGGAAGAUCUGAUCUACCACCUGGAGCAGAGCCACGUGGCCAAGCCCCGGUACGGCUGCUCGGAGUGCAGUUCGAAAACAGCGCGCUUCAAGGAGAUUACGGCGUACAACGUGCACCUGAGCUGGCACGACGAAGGGGAGCGGCCGCUCAAGUGUCGCAAGUGCCCGCUCAGGUUCGUGACCAAGCGGGGCCGGUUGGACCAUGAGAGGCGGGUUCAUUUGCGGAGAAGCAAAGGGAAGGCAGGGGUUUUGAAGGGGAGGAUUGCCGCGAAGAAGGUUCUGGCGACCUCAGGAAGUCGACGUGCAAAGGUUGUAAAGAGCUGAUUAAGAAACUAAUAAAUCGUUUUUCAACUUUUCAAAAA